AUGUCCCUCUUUGUAAAUCAUGCCGAUAGUUCUUCAACACCUACCAAGAGGUCGCCUGGAGUUCAACCACGCAUUUUAUUGUCCAAUGCUGCUUCGUGUAACAGUCCACCUCAAAAAGACGCAGAAGACAAUUGUCUUAAGUCUGACAACGGUGAAAGCAAACCUGAAAUCAAUACGGUCGAAAACACUAACACUACACUUGAAGACGUGAUCGAACAGCAUGACAUCGGGCUCCUUAAUUUUGACACUAAUGCCGGGAAGGCGAUAGUUCCUGAAUAUUGGAGGAUAGAAAUAGUUAAGCUAGGCUGGAAAUAUUUUCAGAACUGUAAAGGACCUUUCUUGCCAACAAAUAACCGCUCAAUGAAUAAAAACUGGUUCAAAAGGAAAUUGGGAAAUGGUCGAGAUCCGGUCAUGAAAGAGCAUCUUUGCUAUGUAGAGAGUCACCCUGGAUCAACAUCUUACCUUUCACCCGAUGUUCAGAAUGAAUAUAUUUACCUCAUGGCAUCAGCCGUUCGUCAGAAUCUGCUAAAGGGCAUUCGCAGGGCCAAGUAUUAUGGUCUCAUGUUCGACACAACCCCUGAUAGAGCACAUCAUGAACAGAUUUCGCAGGUAGUAAGAUAUGUUGAAGUUGACUUCGAAAGAAAGUGCGUUCGCGUGAGAGAAAGCUUCCUCGGGUUCAUUCAGGCGGGCGAAAAGGAUGCGGAGAGUUUAGUUGAUGUAAUUUUGAAGCAGUUGGCAGAUAACGAAAUGGCACUGGAAGAUUGA
Octopus sinensis (East Asian common octopus) is the source of this 765-nucleotide messenger RNA. RefSeq lists its product as uncharacterized. The coding region runs from base 1 to 765 and encodes 254 amino acids. The transcript has 2 exons. The record is from RefSeq and is a predicted model, not a curated record. Lineage: Eukaryota; Metazoa; Mollusca; Cephalopoda; Octopoda; Octopodidae.